This is a messenger RNA of Racocetra persica, 789 nucleotides long. The record is from the annotation of a GenBank genome assembly. Lineage: Eukaryota; Fungi; Glomeromycota; Glomeromycetes; Diversisporales; Gigasporaceae.
UAUUAUCAAACAGAUAGUUCUACAUCACUAUCUUCUGAAAUAUCAGUUAAUGUUUUUGCACAAAUGAUGAGUAAUGCUACCAACUUGAAUCAUCUACCAACUUUCACUAUCACUGAACAUUCAACUAUACUAGAAAAAUUACGAUAUGAUAUUGUUGAAUGGAUUUAUGAAAAUAAUAGUGGAUGGAGCAAUGAUACUGCUAUAAUGACUGGAAAAGAAUUUGUUAAAGACUUGGCUUCUGCAUUAUGGUAUAUAGAUAAAUGUGAUCCAGAAAAGUUAAAAAACCGUGGUUGUAGUAUUUCUACUGAAAUAGAACAGUUUACUGGACUAAAUAUUUUUCACUCUUUUUUUUCAUCUGCGUGGAUUAAAAGAUCUGCAUUUCAUUGGCUCAUUAAUCCAUUAGAAAAACUAGCUACGAAUUUGUCUCGAUAUCAGAAAAAUUUGCAAAAACAAUUAAUAACCACAACACAAAAUUAUCUUUCCUUUGAACUAGUUAACAAAAAUAAUAGCUUUCUUACUAUUUUACAGCCAAAUUUAAUUAGAAAAUCUCAUAUUAUUAAUCAUUAUCAAACUUUGGUUAAUUUUCUUGAGAAAAGUAAUUAUUGGGAGUCAAUAAAUAUUGAAUCAUUUCUUCCAAAUGAAUCCUUUAUUAAUAGACCAAAGCAUCGAUACAUUAAGGAAUUAAAUAAAGGAUUACCUUUUAAAGUAGCACAAUUUAUACAUGAUAGUAAGCAUGGUUCUUCAGUAAUAUACUUAUGGCAUAUACCUUUAAAUGCAUCUGAUUCAGAA